Molecule: messenger RNA, 1293 nt
Organism: Sphenostylis stenocarpa
Lineage: Eukaryota; Viridiplantae; Streptophyta; Magnoliopsida; Fabales; Fabaceae
Source: the annotation of a GenBank genome assembly
AUGGAAAACACGACAUCAAAGCAUGAGAUCCUAAAGCCAGUGAUCAUCAAAGCUGGUGUUCCUUUGGCUGUGUCUUUUGCUGGUUUAGUCUAUGCUUGGUUUGUGGCAAAGAAAAGCCUCUCUAAAAUCUCUUCUUCAUCACCAAAGGAAUCAAGUUCCGAUGAAACCAAUUCCCACCACGAGCUUUCAUAUGAAGAAAGUUGUCAUAGUCAUAGCCUCUCUAGUAUGGAAGAUGACGGAAAUAGUACAACUAUGGAUGACAGUGUUGUUGCUGAAAGUUCCGUGAUUCAUGACACCCCAUGUUUAGAAGAAGAGAUUAAUGGCUUAAGAAGCAGGAUUGAGGGUAUGCAAAUGAAAGAGUUGGGCUUCCGUUUGCAGUUUGAACGUUAUUGUGGUUUAAAAGAGCAAGAAACCGUGGUUGGGGAGAUAAAAAACAUGUUGUUUCUUGAGACUGCUCGUGUUGACUUCUUGGAUAGGGAGAUUUCAUCGAUGGAGACACAGAGAAGGAGGUUGGAGGGUUUUGCUGCUCAGUAUCUUAGAGUUGUGGAACAGACAGAGCGUUGGAAAUCUGAGAAUAGAAUACUUCGGAGAAAAUUUCAGAAGCUAAUGAGGAAAUCAAAGGCACAAACCCGCGUCUGCAAGGAGCAAGCGUUGAAGAACAAAUUGGAUGAAGAAGAAAUAUUGAGAAGCCGUGAUGCCUUGGAAACAAAAGUUGAUGUCAUAGGUAAACUAGAGGCUAAAAUGGAAGAGCUGCAGAGGGCUUUGGAUCAAUUGCAGGAUGAGAAGAAUGAACUUCUUAGGAAGCUUGACACAGCAGAAAAAUCCUAUGCUUCAAAGUUGCAGAUUGAAGCUGGAGAUGUAAGUAGGGAAGACUACAAACAGCUUGUGGAUGAAUUGGAGCAGAUGAAGAAGGAACGAGCAGAUGAAGCUAAAGAACUGAUUUACUUGCGGUGGACCAACGCUUGUUUAAGGCAUGAUCUAAUGAGGCCCCAUGAACAACAAGCGGAUCAAGAUAAAAGGCAUGUAGAAUUGGAAUUUGGAAGAAAUGAUGUAGUUAUCCAUUAUGACUCAGAGCAUGAACUACAGAAUUCCCUUUAUAGCGAUCCUUCAUUUGAUGAGCAUCCUGGUGGCCAUGACCACAGUGACAGUGCUUGUUCAAAAAGGAGAAAGUUUCUUGAGAGGCUGAAGAGAUGGGUGGAAGGCUGUGAAAAGGCUAGAGUCAGGCACUCUGUUUCCAAAGGAACAGAUGAACAUGUAGUUCCUAGAAGGAAAUCAUGCUCUAGUGCUUCUUGA